AUGAGCUCCAACGAGAUUGCCGCACCGCAACAGGAGCACCGAGCUGCCAUCUCGAGGCUGUUCGGCGACCCCCGCUGGACCGACCUGGAGGUUCACUGCGGCCGUCAGAUCUGGAAAGUUCACCGCAUCGUCGUAUGCUCGCAGAGCACGUUCUUUGAGAGAGCCGUGGAAGGGGGCUUCGCCGAGGCCACCACAGGUGUGGUAAAUCUCGUUGAAGACGACGCCUUCGCGGUUCAGGCGUUGCUUCAGUACUUCUACUCGGGCGAUUACCUGUGGCAACCAACUUUCAGCUCGCCGGACGGAGUUGAAAACAAUCCGGGCCCACUCGCGUUCGCAGUUGCCGUUCACACGAUCGCCGAGAAGUAUGAGGUCAGGCCUCUCAUGUCGCUCGCAAUGGCCAAGUCCAAAGCGCUGAUAGGCACCAACUGGCAACGCGCAGACUUCGUGGACGCGGUCGAAGCGAUCUACGAAAUUCCACCAGAGAAGACUAAGGAGAUGCGAGAGCGACUGGUGGAGAUCGUCAGCAAAAACUACCGUGCGUUCAAGGACGGAAAGGCCUUUGCCAACUGUCAAGCGGUCUUCGAAUUUGCACCCUUUGUCGCGGAGGUUCUCGAUUCCCGGAUGGGCAUGCGCACGAUGCCCGCUGGGUUCACGUUGUACGUGUGCCCGUCUGUGAACUGUCGGAAGUGGACUAUCAUGCAAACUAUGAGGGACGAGACAGUGCGGAAGCAUUGCCCUCACUGUGGUGGACUUUGGUUCAACACACCAUUGUCCGGAUGGCUAAGGGGCUGA
Messenger RNA from Cercospora beticola, 792 nucleotides. Its product is annotated as BTB/POZ domain-containing protein. Gene Ontology annotation, molecular function: protein binding. The record is from RefSeq and is a predicted model, not a curated record. NCBI's taxonomy places the organism in Eukaryota, Fungi, Ascomycota, Dothideomycetes, Mycosphaerellales, Mycosphaerellaceae.